Molecule: messenger RNA, 3142 nt
Organism: Vespa crabro (European hornet)
Lineage: Eukaryota; Metazoa; Arthropoda; Insecta; Hymenoptera; Vespidae
Exons: 6
Coding region: 1-3033 (1010 amino acids)
Biological process (GO): positive regulation of GTPase activity; Ras protein signal transduction
Cellular component (GO): plasma membrane
Molecular function (GO): guanyl-nucleotide exchange factor activity
Source: RefSeq, a predicted model, not a curated record
AUGCGAACCUCGCACGACUCCACCUGCCUCUCACGCCGAUACGAACGAGCCCAAACGGAAAACAACAGGAUCCAAAAACUCUUACUAUCCGAAUAUUGUGAUUUUUCUGAUACCGUUCUCGUUGAAUCUCCUUUCGCUGAAACCACUCGUAAUGGACACGGUUUGCGUCAAGUAGCACUCGGUCUGACAUCUCAGAGAUUGAUCGUAGCUGCUGAUGUCUUCAAAAAGAAUUCCGAUAAUUUUCUCUGUCCGGCUGACCUGGAUCCAAGCAUCGAAAGUUUCGAGCUCGUCUCUGUGUAUCCUCUGGAAUAUAUAACAUUGAGUAUAUUCGCGAGAAGACAACGUAAAACUUUAAAAGGAAGUAAUUGUCUUGGAUCAGAUAUUUCUUAUAAAAGUAAGAUAUUUCUUAGGCUGAUAGACGGCAGAACACAUUAUUACGAGCUCGGUGGAAUUCAUCGCAGGGAACUCUUUUGGAAAAUUUGGUGCGAUCAGGUACGAGAUUUACUCGUGAAAAAGACAAAAAGUAGCUCGUUAUCCGAGACCAGUGCUGCGAGUUCUUCAAGUACGACCACCGUGUACUUUCUAUCAUCCGAAAUUGAAGUUGAUGAUAAUUAUUCUGGAAAAAAGAAAAAAAACGUGUACAGAAUCUGGGCUCAUUACGGAGGUGCUGGUGAUGGUAUCCGUCCAAACUGGCCGCACAAAGAUCUCUACCUUGGACCAUCCUAUAAUGAAUUAAUGUUCGGUUAUUACACUCCUAUUCCUGUGAGAUUUGCUGGGGCUAGCUUAGAAGAGAUCAAAUAUACAUUGGCUGAUCAUUCUCUAAAUAAAAUUGCUAACAAGAAACCUUGUCAAAGUUGGCCGGAGUGUCGUAAUAUCAAGUAUAGAAAAAAAACGCAACAUGGCGACGAUCUGUGCGAUGUUCUGUUCAUUAGAGAAAAAGAUCGACAGAUCCUUACUAGCUGUAAUUGUUCCUCAUGCGAUCAUCGCAAAUCUCAAGAAAAAUUACUCGAAACUCAAUGGAAAGAAAGUUGUGAAAAUCAAUUACAUAUUUUUUCUUUAGAAUUUACGAAGAGUUCGAGAAGAAUUUUGGACAAAUCUAUGGAACAUUCAGGAAAGAAACCAACGAAAUUUAUCCGCAAAAAGGAACAACAACAACCGAACAUAUUGAUAUCGAAAGUCUCACGAUUUGGAUUCGGUGUUCCAGAGAAGUGUAGUUCGGCUUUAGUAUUAGAUUCAUCUAAAAGAGGUUAUCGUUACAACAAUAAAUUGACCGGGAACCAGAAUCCAAUAGAUAUUUACGAAUUGAUUGAGAGUAGCGUCAGGAUGUGGGAGGAUCGGCAAAAGGGUCGAUCUAGGCCAAGGAAAAAUCGAAGACACUUGAGGAGAUACGGCUUGACCACAGCUGCAUACUUCUUUCGUGCUCUUGGACCUUGGUCUGUUCAAUCCGGGGAACGAGAAUCUGUUCAAGGUCGUAGAACAUUGAGUGAAGUGAACAUAAGAAGACAAUACGUGGAACCUGAACUAAGAUUGCCUGUCUCUCGCCGUCAGCUCGUAGCAAGCGUGUCCUGCAGUGCUUUGGAACCUGGAGGAUGCAGUGCUAUCGGUCCAGCAACGAGAGAACAAGUUAUACUAUUCUGGACUCCGGAAUAUUGGUACAGACCCAGAGCAGCGAUCACAGCUUACAGAGAACUCAGAAGACACCUGGCAUCGAUCAAAGAUUUUCGACAGAAGAAAGAACGACAGAAGAACGAGAAAAGAUUCUUCUACGUUUGCAAGAAAUCCCUACCCGGUAAAAUGAUGAUGAUGGAAUCGAACGUUUCCUUGGAGGAAAAAUCGGGCAGUCUGUUAAAACGAAUUUUUUCUACAAGUGGACCUAACAAAAAAAGAGAUAAGAGGAAGGAACGUAAGGAUAAUAAUAAUGAUGAUGAUAGUACGAUGUACCAAUUGAAAAGACACUUGAAAAUGGAAAUGCGUGUUACUGUAUGGGACUUGGAUAGCAAUACUCUGGCUAAACAAUUGACUAUGAUAGAUAGAGAUCUCUUUAUUCGUAUACCUAUCUCGGAGAUUGAGAUCAUCGUCUUUCAAAAGUCAUCGAGAAAUGCACCGAAUCUUGGAGCUUGGGUUGCAUUUGGUCAUAGAAUAACUUGCUUAACGAUCAGUGAGAUACUUGCUAUGAAGAAGAUCGAUAUGAGAGUUAGGAUCAUGGUUAGAUUUAUUAAUGCUGCGAACAAAUGUUUCGACAUAGGAAAUUUUCAUUCUUGCAGAUCUAUUUUAGCUGGUCUCCAGGCACCACCGAUUUAUCGGCUGAAAUCGAGUUGGUCCUAUUUACGAAUUCAUCAUGCCAACAGAUAUUCCAUUAUGGAGAGACUCUGCAAGAUUUAUAAAAGUCCUGACUCUUGGAUAUAUCGAAAAGCAUGGGCAAAAGCAAAAAGAAAUCCUCCUUGCAUGCCUUACAUCGGUGAUCUUAUAAUCAGACUUCUCGGUCUCCAUGUAUCUCAAUAUUUCGAGGAAAAUAUCGUAUCGACUAAUUCGAAAUAUUUUCUAUCGAAAAACAUUACGACUUUACCAAUAUCGACUUCCAUGAAAACUUUACAAGAUAAAUCUUUCGAGAAAAAUUAUACGAACUCUCCUAUCGAUUCCAACGAGCAAAAACAAAAUUUAAGUACACGUAUUCUCUUAGCUACUCUAGCAAAAUUCAAUUACACGAAAUAUCGAAAUAUCAUAAAUAAAGAAGAAGAUUUUUCGAUUGCAUUCAGACAAUGGCAAUUGGCACGAAAAUAUUUCGAUCGUUGGAAUUAUAUAACCUUAAAAUCAACGAUCAAAAAACAAGACGAAGAGAGAUUAAAGAAAAUGAAUUUGAAAAGUAAACGAGUCCUUGAUUUAUCGAUUUGGUUAGGUGAUUGUCAAAGAUUUGCACGAGGAUACAAUUUUACGAGAGAUUCGCUCGCUUGUGAAUUUUUGUUAAAAGCACGUUAUAGAGAGGAUCGUGAAAAUUUUUUUAUCAGCUUGAAACUUGAACCUCCUGAUACUUGAGAGAAAAAAAAAACGAACGACGGUGAUCAUGAUGAUUAAAACUUAUCUUUGUAAUAAUCUAAUCAACGUCAGCAUAAUUUCUUAUCCUUUUACGAAAGACCAUUCUAAC